This is a messenger RNA of Penicillium canariense, 825 nucleotides long. RefSeq lists its product as uncharacterized. Lineage: Eukaryota; Fungi; Ascomycota; Eurotiomycetes; Eurotiales; Aspergillaceae. The record is from RefSeq and is a predicted model, not a curated record. The transcript has 2 exons. The coding region runs from base 1 to 825 and encodes 274 amino acids.
AUGAAUAACGCGAAGGGCCAAGAUAAUAGUGACGCGCCAGAUAUGGAGCUGCUACAAGGCCUCGAGGAAGCCCUACAUUGCACAAAGUGUCGAAUCAAUGUCACACCAGCUAGCAUGACAGUCGAUAUCCAGAAAGGCGUAUACAUCACUUCCCACUACCCACCGUACUUCAGGAACAACAACACCAGAGAUGACAACAUUUCGCCUCUUGAGACGCAGUCUACACCCGAAGACCCAUCUUUCUGGACAUUUAUCUCUGUUUCUCAGCGUGAACGUUACUACGAGCUCGUCGAACAAACACUCAACCACAUACUAAACAAGACCAAAUCGAUGGACCCGGAAGUCGCCGUCUUAUCUGCCCACUACCAAGUAGACUUUCACAUCCGCCAGCAUUACCUCUCGCACCGAGGUGUACUGACGUUCUGUCGUAACGCGGACGAUAUGCAGCAGCUACGGCACUGGCAAUGGAAAAUGGACGACUUGGACAACAUCAGACCGGUCAACCUAGAUCAUGUCUGGCCCCGCGGUUGCAAGCAUACAGCAUGGCCGAGAGACAAAAACCUGGAAAUGAUGCACCAGACCCUCAUGUGGAAGCGCGCAUGGCUGACGCGACGGAAACGUGUGGAGGAAGUCAGGGCCCGGUGGGCUAUUAUCAUGGAAGAGCGGCGCAAACAGCGGGAGAUGUUAUUGCUCAAGAAGGGUGCAACGAUCACAGUACGCCUCUACUGCAGGGGUGAGCUAAAGGAUGUACGAGAGCUUAAGAGGAUCAGGCAUUCAGAGCCGGCGCUCCGACCGAGGAGGAUGUUGCAGAAUUCCGGAUUGUGA